AGCCUACUCUAUAUUUUCACAACGCAGACAUCUUACGUCGGUUGAAAGCGAGGCAAUCAACAGGAGAAAAACGUCUUUUUUUCAGGAUUUCGACGACACAAUAAAGCUAUAAUUCAGUUGGUAAUACAGAAAAUAGGUUGUAAUUUAGGAAGAUGGCUCCGAAUAAUGUGUUGCCGAUAUGGGGCAACGAGAAGACGAUGAAUCUUAACCCGCUUAUACUAACCAAUAUACAGUCAUCUCCAUACUUCAAACAGAACCUGUAUGAACUCAAAACAUAUCAUGAAGUUAUUGAUGAAAUAUAUUAUAAGGUUACGCAUUUAGAGCCGUGGGAAAAAGGAAGUAGGAAAACUGCUGGCCAGACAGGAAUGUGCGGUGGGGUACGAGGUGUAGGUGCUGGUGGUAUAGUGUCAAGCGCAUACUGUCUCCUCUACAAAUUGUUCACACUACGAUUGACAAGAAAACAAGUGAAGGGCCUCAUUGACCAUUCAGAUUCACCAUAUAUACGUGGGCUAGGAUUCAUGUACAUCAGAUAUACACAGGAUCCGAAGGAUUUAUGGGACUGGUUUGAACCCUAUCUUGAUGAUGAAGAGGAGGUAGAUGUAAAAGCUGGUGGAGGUCAUGUGAUAAUGAUUGGCGAAAUGGUGCGGCAAUGGUUGGUCAAGCUGGAAUGGUAUUCCACUCUGUUUCCCAGAAUUCCCGUUCCCGUACAGAAGGAUUUGGAUGUGAAAUUGAAGGCACGUAUGGCGGAGAAGCUGCAGCAACAGAGGGAAGAAGCUCCAAGACAUAUAGCAGAUGAUGAGGUGAACUUUGGCGAAGCUGAAAAGUAUGCAUCUCAUAGUUCAUCGAGAAAAAGGUCACCAACACCCCCACAUAGAUCUCGUGCUCGUUCACCACCACCUAGAAGAUCUCCACCUCGAAGAUCUCCUCGUAGGUCACCUGUAAGGCACAGGUCACCACCCAGAAGAAGAUCUCCUUACAGACACAGAUAUUCACCUCCCAGACACAGAAGAUCAAGGUCAAGGUCACCAAAAAGGUCAAGACCAGAGGGAAGGGGACAGUCUCCUAUAGAUUAUGCCAGGGAAUUGCAGAAAGAGAAGGAAAGACAGAACAGAGAGAAUGAGAGGAGUCGGCGGUCGAGAUCAAGGUCGCGAGAUAGGAAGAAGAGGUCAAGGUCACGAGAGAGAUCGAGUAAGCAGAGGUCAAGGUCACAGGAUAGGGUAGAGAGGAGAAGGUCGAGAUCACGUGAUAAGGUGUCAAGUAAGCACAGGUCAAGGUCACGAUCUAGAGACAGAAAAAAGCACAAAAGGCGGUCUAGGAGUCUGGAUAGAAAUGGACAUUAAUUGGAUGUAAAGUGACACUGUUAUAUUUUGUGCAUAUUUGUUCAUAUUUUCAGUGGGUGCAUCAUCAAUUCAUCAUAUUGUGAAAAGUUUGUAUAGACUAUGAGUCAGAGGCAGUAGCAGGUUUUUACAAAAAAAGUGUGUAAAAUCUGUGCAGCUGUUUGAUAUGUCACUGUUACUCCUUUUGUUUUAAAGGGGCAUGGCUAAAGUUUUAUAUAUUCAUUUUUUUUUUCCAAAUUUAUACGGUACUUUCAAUAAUGAAGUAAUAUUUAAGAAAACAGAUAGCAAUUCAGUAACAUCUAGUUCCAGUAUCUUGAAAGUGAGAUUUAAGGAAUCACCUGUUAAAUAUGUUGAAUAAAUGCUAUCUAUCAGGUCUUUAAAAAAAACUACCAAGAGUAGGAGAAAUUGAACUUAUGAUGUAUUUGUAGUAACUAAAUUUCUGUUUGAACGAUAUCUAAUGUUGAUUUUUGAUAUUAGUGUCUGUUUUAAAAAUUUAAAACUUGUUAUGUUCAGCUAGAUGUAUGCCCUUUAAGAAAAAGGUCUGCCCCUUUUAGAGAAAAGAAGUCUUCAGUAGAAAUGUACAUUGUUCAACUUGCAUUUAACCCUUACCAUGCUGGACAUGAUUGAUUCUGCCUUUGCGACCAGUGUGAAUCAUGAUCAGCCUACACAUAUAUGCAGUCUGCACUGUUCACUAUUCAGUCAGUAUCUUUUUGGUACGAACCCCUUUUAACAGAUAAUGGUACUGUCCAGAUUGAAAGACGGACAAGUUCACUAUAGAAAUUUAGCAGGCUAAGGGUUAAGCCAAAAGGACCAUUAUGAGACCAUCAUCAGAAUGAGUAAGAUUGUACUUUUUUUAUUUCAUACCAAUGUGAAAAUUAUUUUUGUGUAAAAGCAAAAAAAUUUGAUGCAUAGAAGGUAGUGUAUUAGUUAGUCUCAUUGAAGUUUAUAAACAGUUGGUUAGAAAGAAUGUAAAUCAGCUGAGGUUGAAAGUUUCACUAGUAGGAUGAACUAUAUUAGCAGAAAAUUAAAAGAAUAUACUGCGAAAUUGUAACUAUUUGUGGUGGACAUCUUUUCAUAAAUUUCAAAGUAGCAUCAGUAUAUGUAAUUUGAUCUAAACCAACAAAACAUUUGCCCAGUUUAUUGUAUCAUAAAGAAUAAAGAUUAAUGGAUUCCUGUUCCCAAGGAAGGGCACUGUGGCUGAAAGUACAAAAUCAAAUGCCUAUAAAAUUAAAUAAUUUCACAGUAUGGCAGAGAAAGAAAAUAAACAAACCUGAUAUUUCACAAAGUACCUACAUGUAGUUACAGGGACCUUUAUUUCAGCCAUUGCUUCGUAAAUUUGUAUAAUUUUGGUAUCUUAUUAAAUGAUUGAAAUACAUAAAAGGGAGGUAAUAAAUAUGUAAAUUUAUCAUGCCAUCUGAAUGAUAUAUAUCUUAUCUACAAGGAGUAUCAAGGAGAAUAUUGUAUAGAUGCCAUGAUUACACAAGUUCCUUUAUAACAAAGAUACAGGGUAAAGGUCUCCUUUUCAAAAAAAAGUCAAGUAUGUGCAAAGUGCAUUUCAUUAUAAAUACUUUUUUAAAGCCACAGCACAAUUGUAAGUGAAAUAGAUUGCAGAGCAUUAGUUGUCAAUGUUUUAAGUCUGAAAUUUAGACCAGAAUCUGAAGAAAGUUAAGUUGCCAAAGUUUUAACGCUGAAAAUUUGUACACAUAAAUUAAGAAAUCACCUUUAAGUAACUUUUAAUGAAAACCCGGCAUCGGUUGAUGAAAAUAGAACUUGGAGAAAAUUACAAUUUAAAAGUUUUAAUUUCAGACUUAAAACGUGUGUUAAAUACAGGCCCAGAUAUUUUCAUUUUAGUUUAAUUUCUUUAGAGAACAUGAACUGUGAAGAUGUAAGAUGAUCUGUUUUCAUUUGAACUGUAUUUAAAUUAAUCUUUUUGUCAAAAAAUACAUUUAUUCUUUAUUUAAAAAAUCAUCAGUGUUUUUUUCUGAAAGAAAAAUGAUGUACCAUUUUCUCUUUAUUUUGACUGAAUGAUACAGUAUUUCACUUCAACACAAACUACCCCACUCCUCUGGCAGGUUACGAGUAUAGAUUUUAAUUGAAUAUUUCUGCUGUACUGUGUAUGGUACUAGUUGUGUAUUUACACACUUCUGUUUGUGUUUGUUUCAAUUUCAUUGGAAGGGUAAUUAUCCUCUGUUUCUUUUUCUUAAUAUAUUUGAGCUGCGCCAUGAGAAAACCAACUUAGUGGCUUUGCGACCAGUAUGGAUCCAGACCAGCCUGCGCAUUUGUGCAAUCCAGACAGGAUCCAUGCUCUUUGCUUUGAAAGCCUACUGCAAUUAGAGAAACCGUUAGCAAACAGCAUGGAUCCUGAUAAGACUGUGCAGAGUCUGGAUCCAUGCUGGUCGCAAAGCCACUAUGUUGGUUUUCUCGUGGCGCUGCUCAUUUGUCAUUUUCUAUUGUUGUAUUUCUCACUUUGAAGUUUUUGUAAAAUACCUUAUUCUGUUGAGUACAGAAAGUUUUUUUUCAACUUAAUUACUUCCUUAGUUUGUUGUUCAAUUAAAGAUUUAAUCACAGAGUCGGUAAAUAAACUGCUUAAAUUGUGUCAAGGAUUAAGAGCAUUGCCAAACACUUAAGACUGAACAAUGUAUUUCCGGUUUCAACAGAAAUACUUCUAAUACAUUUUAUUUGUGUAUAUAAAAAUUUUCAUUUUUGUCGUUUGUUAUUCAUAUGUUCUAAAUGAUAGUUACAAUUUUGUCUUUGAAUAGAUAUGAUAACAGUUUCACAAUUCCUUAGUGGAGAAAUUAAGGUUUCCCUUACCUGCAUGAUGGGAGAGUUAAGGACGUAUGCUAGAAUUUGGUGCGAAAAUUUUCCCAAUAACAGAAUUUCUUCAAACUUUGGAUAUUGAAGGACAAUCAUCUAAGAAACAAAAAAAUGCAAUAAAAAUCAUAGGUCACCGGUAUCAAAAAAUGACGUUUUCAAGGGCAGAUAACUCUUUUUCGAAUCCGGUGACCUAUGAUUUUUAUUGCAUUUUUUUGUUUCUUAGAUGAUUGUCCUUCAAUAUCCAAAGUUUAAAGAAAUUCUGUUAUUGGGAAAAUUUUCGCCCAUCUCAUAUACAGGGAAUUCUAGCAUACGCCUUUAAUACACAAUUCUCUUAAAUUUGUAAGUUUUUUGGUAGAUUUCUGUCUGAAUAUUGGAUAUUAAUAUCAAUAGUCUUAAUUUCCCUUACAGAGAUGUUCAGGUGAAAUGAUAGUGACUAAAUUGAGGUAGUGAGCCCUUGGUGACAAGCAGCAGUCUCUAUGUGAUUCUACAUACAUGUUCUUGUAUGCUUGUUAAGCAUUCUCUGGCUGCCUUAAUUUAGCUCACCUAAGGACAUGGUUUGCAAUUUCGGACAGGAAAUCUGAACCACAUGCCCAGAAUAUGUAAUUGACCAUAUUCUUGCCAAUUGACAGUACGGUAUUGGUCCACUACAUUUAAAAUAGUUUGGAUGGAUGUAAAAUAAAUGUUACUUUUCAAAUUCUAUUGUCAGUCAUGUUAAAGUCCUACUUAGAUGCCAUACAUUUGAAAUUUUUAAAGUUUUUGUGAACUUGCCACAUUUAAACAGUUUACUACACAAAAAUGAAUAGAAAGAAAAUCACCACAUCUUUAUGUAAAUUGCUCCUUUUUUACCACAGUCUUUAUCAGAAAAUACAAUUUUAGACUGGGCCAUUUACCGUGUAUUUUUGUGCGCUCAAAUAUUUUUACACAGUGUAUUUUACUCUUCGUUCCAUAAUUAUUUCUGUAUGAUAAAGCUAAUCCAAUUGAUAUCCAUUCUGUUAUUUUUUUUAAAAACAUUGCACAUAAUGAUGCACUCUAUUUUAAAUUCCUGUACAUCAGUAAUGUGAAAUUUUAGUUGUUGUUACAGAUUGUUGAUAAAGAAAUCAGGAACAGUAACUGUUGUUUUAUGGUAAAAGAAAUCGUAGAAAUUAAAUUUUGUAUUUUAUAA
This is a messenger RNA of Mercenaria mercenaria, 5313 nucleotides long. RefSeq names its product pre-mRNA-splicing factor 38B-like. Gene Ontology annotation, cellular component: precatalytic spliceosome. The transcript is spliced from 8 exons. Bases 153 to 1340 code for a protein of 395 amino acids. The record is from RefSeq and is a predicted model, not a curated record. NCBI's taxonomy places the organism in Eukaryota, Metazoa, Mollusca, Bivalvia, Venerida, Veneridae.